UCUCCAACAACACACAGCCAUAACUUUACACCAUAACUUGCUGUUAUGAUGGAGUCCACUAUGUUUAUAUUCCACCUCAGUGUAAUAUGUUUCUAUGUCAUGACAUUAAUCUAUGACAUUAAUGUUUCAACGCCUAAGUUCAUGUACAGCAAGUUUGUCAACCCAGAUGUCGUUGCCGCGUUUGGGACUGUGUAUGUUUACCAUAAAAUGCUAGCGCUUACGUACUGGAAUCUGGUGUUUCAGCUGACUUACUUCUUUAUCUGCUGCGUCAGUGAUCUGGUGACCAGCUCUGGAGCCCACAGUCCCAUCACAAGAAAGAUUGCUUCAUUCAGAGAUUGGUUUCUAGCAGCAGUUGCCUUUCCUAUUGGAACAUUGGUAGUGGUUGUAUUUUGGGCCAUCUGGGCAAUAGACAGAGAGUUUAUCUUCCCAAAGUUUCUGGAUCAAUUUUUUCCAGCGUGGCUCAAUCAUGUGAUGCACACUUUUGUACUACCGAUUCUGUUACUGGAUAUGUACAUGAUUAGACAUCGGUAUCCGUCCAAAACAACUGGUAUUCUAGGACUAGCCUUCGUGGCGCUGUCAUAUGUAUGUUGGAUAUUAUGGCUUGGGUUUGUAGUUGACAUCUGGGUGUACCCAUUCCUGAAGGUACUAAAUGGUGCAGUGUUUGGCUCCUUCAUCCUGGUCUGUGCCCUUCUACUUCUUGUACUCUACUUCACCGGGGAGAAACUCUGCAAAAUAUUCUGGAGUGGCUAUGCAGACUAUGACUUUGAGAUGGACAAACUGGACUGAGUGCUAAGAUGUCACUUUCAACAUUCCUCCAAGUUGUAAACCCUUCUCUUUCUUAAUAAUCAAACAACAAAAUUAUCGUAAAACUUGCUUCAGAAUGAACCCAUAAUGUUACGCUGGUUACACACCUUUGAUCCAACAGGCCUAUUGUUCCUUACCCUCAUCCUAAAAGCCCUAACCCUCACCCUAACCUUAGUGUGUAGAGCACAGGAGGUUAUUGGAACAUAGGAUCUUCAUAACAUUGGAAUGUUUCACUAUUGAGCAGUCCCCAUGAUUUGUAAAUCUGAGUUUGUACUAAAUGUCUUAUCAAGUGUGUUAAUUAUUUAAGUAGUAAGAAAUUGUACAAAUAUAAUCUUUUUAAAAUAUGCAACUUUUGAUUGAUAAUUUGUUAUACUUUUUAACUUUUCUCCCUUGAACCAUGCUUAAAGUUGGCACAGAUUUGAUGUUGGUGCUAAAGUAGUAAUUUUUACAUUCCAGUAUUUAAAGAAUAACCUAAAUGGUACGCUUUAUUUAGCGUGCUUGGGUGUUUUGAUUGAAGCAUAGGGUUCAGCUCCACCUUUAUUAAGCACCAUACCGAAAGCGUUGUUUUUGUUUUUGUAAUAAUUGAUGGAACCGAAGCCAGCGUUGUGGUUUAAAAAAGAACCAUAACAUUAUCAAAGUAGGCCCUCUAUUGAUAUCUGAUCCCAGACAUAAGCCCUUGUUUGGCUAUCAUUUUUUACUGAUGUCGUAUCCGAAUUUACAGCUAUGGGAACCUGGGGCUACCCUUUUUUCUAUGGGUGUUACUAAGGACACGCUUUACUUAAACACAUAAUGAUGCAGAAAUCCAGCCGUUGUCUUAGGUGUAGCUGCCAAUUCGGGCACUGCCUAAGUACAAUAUGGCAGCUACAGCUAUGCCAUGGCUAGAAAUCUGCACUCAUGCGUUAAAGUAUAGUCCUUUCUUAGCAACACAUUAGCAGUCAUAACUGUAGCCGUGAGACUGUUUCAUGCAGCCUAAGAUGCUCUUUCCUAAUAGAUGACAAAAUGCUUUGACCACAGCUGUAUCUGUUUGGUUUUAUCAGCACCAAUCAGUGCGAACUUUGUAAUGCUUUGACUGACACUUAAAAAGUCAAAGACGUUACGUUUAUUCUCUCUGAACAAAGUCGGCAGCUGAUGCUGUUUCAAAACGAUAUAAGUUUCAGAUAUACCGCAAAAUUGUGUUUACAUGGCUGAUGGGCUUAAGAUGCGUCAGGAUUCCAACAAUAAUUCAUUUUAAUUGUUACUAAAUACUACUUAUCAUUGGCUGAUUUUUUCGUGCAAUACAUGAAAGCUUGUAGCAAGUUUCUCAAAUCAUUGAAAAUAUGUAUUUGAAUUCAAUUCUAAAUUUUAAGAUCAAAUCGACCAAAAAGUUGACCUAACAUCCUUAAAAUGUAUAUCACUGCAUCAAAUCAUGUACAACUAACAAUUUGGGGUUUAACAACAACAAAAAAUGACUAGAAGCAGGCUUGAACCUGCGACCCACGUUUUAAUGUCACAGGUUCAAGUCCAGCUCGGUCUUCAAACCUAAAUUAUUUUAAAGUUUACCCAGUCAGUUUCCCUUGAGGUUUAUCAAUUGAUAACAAAAUUACUGUCAUCUUUGGCCCUGAAGUUGCCUUGAUUCAGUGGACUAUAAAAGUUACAUGCAUUAUAGUACUCGAUAGUGAAACAAACACUACUGGUUGUACUAAACAGAAAGGUUUCAACAUACAGUUGAAAUAAAAUAAAAUAAACUGCAUGAACUUCCGUACAGCAGCAACUGCUUCAUCAGAUGCUAUAAUUAUAUGCAAUCUUUGUAUAAUUGUAAACAUAAUACUGUGUGUGGAGUUUUGACAAUAUUGCUUGUGGUUUUCUGUUGCCUAAUAAGUCUUACAAUUUGUAUAUAUUGUAUGAGACUUUGUAAUGUAACUAGUUUGGAAUUAGUUUUCUCACAGGAUUUUGCUUGUUAAUAACAAACUAAUAAUGUGCACAAAUUACACCACACUAAAAGUGUAUGGGAUGGUGUUGUGUAAUUUCACAGUAAAGUCAAUAGUAACUCACAAGGUUGUGAAAUGUGAAUCUGUAUGGAUUGUGCAAGUCUCGCGUGUAUUCAUUAGUAGGACCCGUUAAAGUGCGCAAGCUUGUUUCAUUCAUGCGUUAAAGGUCCCAAAAAGUUUGAGUAAUACGAAAGAUUUGCACAGUCUAUUCAAAUGAACACAGCAGGUCAGCCGAGGUUCGGCUAGGGUGGGGCUGUUUUACUUGAACAGCAAUGUAGCUAUAACAGAGACCAGUAAGAGCCAAGGCAGGGGCAAUCAAUUCAUGCACUGCCUUUACUUUGACUCAUUGUUUUAUUUCCGUUGAAUAAACAAUGGCAGCCAUUUUGAAAUUUUGA
Messenger RNA from Asterias rubens (European starfish), 3166 nucleotides. Its product is annotated as androgen-induced gene 1 protein-like. Lineage: Eukaryota; Metazoa; Echinodermata; Asteroidea; Forcipulatida; Asteriidae. The transcript has 6 exons. The coding region runs from base 46 to 786 and encodes 246 amino acids. The record is from RefSeq and is a predicted model, not a curated record. Gene Ontology annotation, cellular component: endomembrane system; membrane.